CAGUGACGUCACCGGGCUGUCCUAACUCCCUUCCUGCUGCAUCGCAACAGCCGUUAGCAGCUCUAGUAGCACCAGUGACCAGGGGGACAGGAUAUCCACCGCCAAUUCAUUGAGAGAAUAACUGUAGACGGUGCUGCACUCAACAACAUCCUAACACGGGGGUACCCGACAGGAACUGGUUGCAGUGCAAUAACCCCGCUCCAGCUGUUGGGAUAUGGCCAGGCCGGAACAGGUUCUGCUCUUGGAGCCUCAGCACGAACUGAAAUUUAGAGGUCCAUUCUCAGACGUGGUCACCACAAAUCUUAAGCUGUCCAACCCUACAGACAGGAAUGUAUGUUUCAAGGUGAAGACAACAGCACCACGCCGGUACUGUGUGCGGCCAAACAGUGGAAUCAUUGAUGCUGGCACCUCGAUCAAUGUCUCAGUUAUGCUGCAGCCUUUUGACUAUGACCCCAAUGAAAAGAGCAAACACAAGUUCAUGGUCCAGUCCAUGCUAGCACCUCCUGACAUGACCGACAUGGAGGGAGUGUGGAAGGAGGCUAAGCCAGAGGAGCUAAUGGACUCCAAGCUGAGGUGUGUUUUUGAGAUGCCAGUGGAGAACGAAAAAACGCAUGACAUGGACUCCACCAAGAUGAUAUCGUCCAGCUUGCUGAAGUCGGAGUCUUCUGCACUGCCAGCGAAGUCACUGAGCUCCACCCUUGAUGAUGGGGAGGUAAAGAAGAUCAUGGAGGAGUGUAAGAGGUUGCAGAUGGAGGCUCAGAGGCUACGGGAAGAAAACAAACAGAUCAGGGAGGACGAUGGUCUGCGGAUGAGGAAGAGUAACAUAAUUUCAUCCCAGCGCCCUUCAGUUGGCAUGAAGAAAGAGGAGGGCCUGAGCGCCCGUGCAGUGGCCCUCAUUGUGCUUUUCUUUGUGUUUGGUGUCAUCGUGGGCAAGUUGGUCUUGUAGAGUGCAAAGCAGUUCGGUCGGCCGCAGCAUGCUUUGAUGAAAACAAAACACAGGAUCUGGGAUUUUGGAUCAGAAAAUGCCAUAUCUGCUGGGUGGGGGGGUGGUACUAGUUUUGAUUCAGUCACUUAUGUUAAAAAAAAAAAAUUCAAAGGUAAUAUAUGACAAAAAAGAAAAAAAUCAUCUUAUGAACAAACCUACUGUUAUAGGUCUUGCCUCUACAUAGUCUUCACAUAAUCAUUCUGGCCCUCUUCCCAAAGUUUCGUGUAUACAGAUGACUGGUUCUGUGGGUAGGGGUUAAUGAAAACAUGAUUUAAUGCUAGUGAUUCUGACCAAUGGAUUUUCUAACACCGGCAAAGCAGUGUUGGUGCAACUGAGUCAGUUUGCAAUUGUGCAAAUGUCAUUUUAGUGUGUUGAUUUUUCUUAAUGAUGGAGGCAAGAGCCUAUGUAUAAGAAAUCCCCUCACUGUACAGGUUAUCCAGGUGUUCCUUCCAGCUAAACCCUUUUUAAGGAAGGGAUUUACCUGAGAGCUGAUCCACACACUCGGGGUUUCACACAGGGCUAUCACACAGACUCCAACAAUCAGAGGCUUUGUAAAGUUGGCUUGUCUUUGAUUGUCGAACAUCCUUGAUCAGUGUAGGAAACACUAUACCGCAGGUAUUUUCAUUCCUCCUGCCCCUUUUAUUUUUCACGCUACCUUAUACUCCUCACCUGUCACUCACUGCUCACCACAUCCCCGGUUGGCAGAGGUGGAUGUUUGAUUGCAUGUGUUCACAAUGAGGCAUCUGGACUUUUGAAUCUAAUUUAAUUGCUUUUAUAAUUAUAUUAAUAAUAUGUCAUUUGGCUGUAGGUUUGCACAACUACAUUUGCAGUUUUUUUCUCUCUCGUGUUUUGUUGCAUUUUUAGGAUUUUAAGUAAUUUUGUUGUUGUUAGGGUUGAAUCAUUAGAGUUUUGCAGCUCCAUGAAAUGAAAUUUGUAGGAUUACAACAUUUCUGCAAGUGUUCUGCAGAUGUAAACUUUGCCUUGUGAUCUGUUUGGGCAAGUUGUUAUCAGCCAAGGAGGAGGUAUAUACAGUACAUUAACACAGACACACCACAGACACAAGUACAUGGAAAGCAUGCAUGCAUACAUACAUUUGUGGGAAACUACAAAUGUACAGAAGGUGCAUGUAGAGGUAAAUGUUUUUGCAUUAUCAUAACAUCAGCACCACCAAGGAUCUGUUACUGCAUGUUUUCCAGCUCUUGUUUGUUUCCUCGUUUUCCUACUGAGCCAUACAUUUGUUGACAUUCUGUUUUGUUUUUGGCAAAUGUAUGUCAGAAAUGAACUGAGUGUUUAGCCUGCCUGCUCCAGCUCUCCGCUGCAGGCCUGUGUUCAGUUUUGGGUGUUUGUUCAGCAUUUAUUCAUUGUUUAUUAAUGUCAUAUCCUCACUACAUUAGAAGUCGUAUUCAUUUAAUGCACUAAGGUUAAGAAUGUCUGUCAUAUGAUCUUCCUGCAGCGCACACAGUUUUUCCCUCAAGCGAGAGGGGAGGAAAAGCAUUCAGCCUAGCUAUAGUCUCGAGGGGACCACAUGAUGACAUUGUACUGUUUAAGAGCUAAUGGUUAUCUUUUUGUCAAAAAUAAACAACAAAAAAUAUACUCAAA
Molecule: messenger RNA, 2584 nt
Organism: Monopterus albus (swamp eel)
Lineage: Eukaryota; Metazoa; Chordata; Actinopteri; Synbranchiformes; Synbranchidae
Gene: vapb
Product: VAMP (vesicle-associated membrane protein)-associated protein B and C
Exons: 6
Coding region: 215-946 (243 amino acids)
Biological process (GO): endoplasmic reticulum membrane organization
Cellular component (GO): endoplasmic reticulum membrane; plasma membrane
Molecular function (GO): FFAT motif binding
Source: RefSeq, a predicted model, not a curated record